CACGCGGCCUUGAGAAGUCACCGAUAUCGUUGUAAGACCGCAACGUUUCUAUUUAUGUAAGCGCAGUACAUUUGUUACUCACAGUUUCGAUUUAUCCGUCGCAUGUGACAGUUAACGUUUUUAGACGUUAGUAAAAUUAAUUCGCGUUUAAAGAUGAAAUAAUUUAUUGCUGCCACCUUUCUAACUUUCGACUCGACUUAAUUUAAGCUAUUUCUAUUAAAUAUACUGGUUUUCUGAACUGCACAUAAUGACAGAUGCCAUAAAACCGGAUAAAACUUAUAUCUAAUAUAAUAGUCGGCACUUGCAAGUUGUAGUUUACAUUUUCAGGUAUCGACACUUUAAUGAGAAUGGACAUAAAACUUGUUUUCAUUAUAUUUAUGCUUACUGCAGUGUUACUGGAAGCAAAACUAAAUCUGUGGGAAAACUUAGCAUUUCCUCAGAAAGCAAUAUUUAACUAUCUGUUUCCUAAAGAUCCCGGUAUAAUAAGAGUAAGGAAGCCAGAACAAAUUCAAACAACGAACAAUGUAACUACAUUGGAUUUUGCCGGAUUGGUAGAGAAAUAUGGUUACCCUACCGAAGAACAUUACGUCAUAACGGAAGAUGGUUAUAUUUUGGUAAUACAUAGGAUAUUAAAAAGUCCACUGUCUAAAGAUUACCAAAGAAAAGAAAUUGUGUUUCUUCAACAUGGUGUUAUAUGUUCAUCUGACUGUUGGGUAAUGAUCGGUGCUGAGAAAGACCUUGCGUUCUUAUUGGUUGAUAAUGGAUACGACGUAUGGCUUGGAAAUUUCAGAGGAACUUCUUAUUGCAGAUCACAUAUAAAAAUAUCUCCAAAAAAUAAGGAAUUUUGGCAAUUUAGUUAUCACGAGAUGGGAACGAGAGACCUGCCAGCUAUGAUUGAUUACGUACUUAGUUACACAAAACAACAAACUCUACACUACAUCGGUCACUCGAUGGGAACUACCACGUUAUUCAUUUUACUAUCUAUGAAACCCGAAUACAAUGCAAAAAUAAAAUUGGGAAUCUGCCUUGCUCCGAUUGCUAUUUGGAAAGAAAGAAUUCCUUUACCGGAAAAUAUUUUUAAUAAAAUACCAAAGAUUAUGAAAUUUCUUUAUUCUAAUGAAAUAUAUGAAGUGGCCUCAUUAUCAUCAACAAGUAUCACGUUAGGAAGAACAUUGUGUACAGAUAAGGCAAUCACUCAGACUGUCUGCGUUGCAAUAAUAUUUCUAAUCGCUGGAUCUGAUCCAGCGCAAUUUAACACUACGGCAUUACCGGAAAUAUUAUCGAAUUAUCCAAACGGCGCUUCCGUGCGAACAUUCGAACAUUAUGUCCAAAAUAUGAUUACAAAAUCUCUUUGA
Trachymyrmex septentrionalis is the source of this 1355-nucleotide messenger RNA. RefSeq names its product lipase 1-like. NCBI's taxonomy places the organism in Eukaryota, Metazoa, Arthropoda, Insecta, Hymenoptera, Formicidae. Bases 342 to 1355 code for a protein of 337 amino acids. The record is from RefSeq and is a predicted model, not a curated record. Gene Ontology annotation, biological process: lipid metabolic process. The transcript has 8 exons.